UACUAAAUUUUUAAUUAAUCAAUAUAUAUUUAUUAUUUCAUAAUAUGUAAAAAAUAUAUAAUAUUUAAAAAUAAUUUAUAUUUAAUAUUUAUUUUGCGCAAGGCGCGGGUCUUAACCUAAUUAUAAUAAGUAUAGGAAAAGAAAUAUGUAUGGAACUACAUUAGCAGUGUUCAACUAUGAAAUGAUGUUUUUUAUUUAUUGAAAUAUCAGUUAUUUUCGCUAUGAAAUCAUGUUCGAAAUAAAAUCUAAUGCAUCUCAUCAGUUAUUUUCAAUACAUUCCCCUUAGCUUUUGUUGAGCAUUAAAUGUUAAUACGAAUAUGGCAAUCAAUAUUAAAUUUUGACCGGUUUACAUAUGCGAAUUGACUCGCUUAAUUUCAAUAAGUCUUCUUUGGAUGAAAACAAGUACAAUGAAUCAAAGAUUAGAUUGCUAUAAUUUGGGUAUGAAGACCAGAUUUUUUACUCAAAAUGAAAAAAAAUCAAAAUUACUAAGUCAAAUAUUCCAGGAACCAUGUUGAUACAAAUGAAUAUGUUGCCAUAAAAGAUGAACCUACAAAAAAACAACAUUUAUAUAAAUGUUGACGAAAACAAGUAUUUAAGUACAAACCCCUGGACUCUAAUCAGUAACAAAAUCAAUCACUCUCCUUUUUAAACACUCUUGACAUCAGUGAUGAAUAUUGUGAAGUUCUUGAUCAUCGCCAUCGUUGUGACCAUCUCGGUGGCUUUAUGUCCAACAUUUGUCCAAUCUCGAAAGACAAAAUGUGACUGGUUGGGUGGGAAUUGCAUCAAAGGUGGAGAAGAAGAGACCAUGAAGAUGAGUUCUGGUCUGGAUGUGAGCCGUAGGGUCUUGCAAGCGACACGAUAUAUAAACUACGAUGCAUUGAAGCACAACGUACCAGCUAAACAACAUGGUCAACAAGACCGACCGGAUAAUCCAUACCGGCGAGGUUGUACUCUCGCUACAGAAUGUUACCGGCUUACGCAUUAAACAACAUAAAUACAAAUUUUUAUCUUUUUUGCAACACAAAAAAAAACUGUUUCUCUUUCCCCCUUAAUAUAUACUUUUCUGUUAAUGUAUUUUGUAUUAUUACCUUUGAUUGGUAUCUUCAGUAAUAUUAAAUUUUUCUACUAUCUUCAGUAAGAUCUCAUUCACAUGGGUCAAAGAAAAAUUGCACAUAUAACUAACUGAAUUGUAUAAUUUACAGCAAUGAUAAAACUAGAACUGAGGGAAAAAUACAAAAUUUUGGAAUCUUAAUUUUACAAUGAUUACGAGAACUUCUCGACAUAUUUGAGGAAGAAUUGUUAAAAGGAUUAUUUUUUACUAUAUUCAUUUUUAAUAAAAACUAUAGAAGGAUAAUUUAUAUUGUACGACGACGAAAACAAGUAGGACUCUUCUUGGCUUGCUUCCACUCGCUACGUAGCGACAUGUCAAACCUUCACUCACUACGUAGUGACCUGUAAGGCCUCAGAAAUGUCCUCCUUUGGGUUUUCUUUUGAAUCAUCAUCGAAACGCUUUUCGUUUCGUCUCAAUCGUAAUUUCCGUUGAGAUUUUACGACAAAAACAAGUAGUACUCUUCUUGGCUUGCUUCCACUCGCUACGUAGCGACCUGGCAGACCGCCAGAUCGGUACAUUGCAACCUGUCAGUCCUCAAAAAUCUCCUCCUUUGUGUUCUCUUUUGAAUCCCGAUCGAAACGCUUUUCGUUUCGUCUCAAUCGGAGUUUCCGUCGAGAUUUUACGACAAAAACAAGUAAGACUCGUCUAAACUCCUUCGCUUUCUCCUACUCGCCCUUACCUCCAACUUUGUGUUCUCUUUCAAAUCUUGAUCGAAACAUCUCUUGUUUCGGUCGGAUUUACCAUUGAAACUUUACGACAAAAAAAAAAACCCGCAAAGACUUGUUUUCUCGCAUGGAUUCAGAUUAAUCGUAUAAAACAGCAACGAUUAACUUAACACCUUAGCCGCCUCAACUAUACGAUUACGUUGAACCUUUUUACAAAAAUUGACGUUGUAUC
This is a messenger RNA of Brassica napus (rape), 2008 nucleotides long. Its product is annotated as protein RALF-like 18. NCBI's taxonomy places the organism in Eukaryota, Viridiplantae, Streptophyta, Magnoliopsida, Brassicales, Brassicaceae. The transcript has a single exon. The record is from RefSeq and is a predicted model, not a curated record. Bases 668 to 985 code for a protein of 105 amino acids.